CUGGAGUACUUAGCAAGAGACAGGAGCCUCCAGUCAGGAUCCUAGUGUCCUGCUGGUAUAUAUUUAUACUUUUGAUCUGCAACAGCUACACCUCCAAGAUAAUGGCUUGUCUUACUUUGCCUAGCUAUACACCAAAGAUAAACACCGUUCAACAACUUGUUGAACAAAAUUUUGUUUGGGGUAAACCUUACGAAGAAGACAACCUAUCCAAGCAUUUAGACACAGAUAAAUACUGGCAAAGAGAGUUUGCAAAAAAUUUCAUAGUUUACAACAAAUCAAAUUUGAAAAAAAUGCUCUUGUCAAAGAGGUUUGCAUUAGUUGUCCAACAAAUAGAAAACUGUGACUAUCUUUUCAUGGAUGAUCCUAUUGACGAAGAUAUAGCAGACAACUUUAGGGUCAUGAAAGAACAGAACAAAAAGUAUCGAUGUGCCAUAGCUUUCCGCAAGCGCUCUCCGUUGUUGCCAGCCUUCGAUGGAGUGUUGAAGCGUUUCAUUGAAACAGGUUUGGUGAAGCAUUUGAAAGAAGAUGCUGAAAGAAGAUUUCAGAAGCCUGCCUAUAAGCGUAUAUUGUCUGAUCUUGACAAUGGUAUUCGAUCAAAGGAGAUUGCUGCAUUUACUCUCAAUAACUACAAUUUCAUGAUUUAUUUCUAUGCUUUUGGGAUGCUUAUAUCCACCAUUUGUUUUAUCUUAGAACUGUGUAGUAAUCGUCUGUUAGUGUUAUAAGGUCUGUUGAGGUUUUUUGGUUCAUACUGUGCACAAAAUUUAAUUUAUAUGAACUUGUAGCUUACAAAAUGUAAGUCCUUUCAAUUCAUAUCAAUAUGGUAAAUAUGCACUGACAAGUCUUACAUUGUCUACU
This is a messenger RNA of Macrosteles quadrilineatus (aster leafhopper), 855 nucleotides long. RefSeq lists its product as uncharacterized. Bases 102 to 722 code for a protein of 206 amino acids. Lineage: Eukaryota; Metazoa; Arthropoda; Insecta; Hemiptera; Cicadellidae. The record is from RefSeq and is a predicted model, not a curated record. The transcript has 2 exons.